This is a messenger RNA of Cynara cardunculus var. scolymus (artichoke), 1583 nucleotides long. RefSeq names its product E3 ubiquitin-protein ligase PUB23-like. Gene Ontology annotation, molecular function: ubiquitin protein ligase activity. The record is from RefSeq and is a predicted model, not a curated record. Gene Ontology annotation, biological process: protein ubiquitination. NCBI's taxonomy places the organism in Eukaryota, Viridiplantae, Streptophyta, Magnoliopsida, Asterales, Asteraceae. The transcript has a single exon. The coding region runs from base 97 to 1368 and encodes 423 amino acids.
CAUUCAUUGAUUCAAUCAAGAUUCACAAAAGAACCCUAAAUUUCAUUCUUCUUUGAUAUUGCUUUGAGAUUAUUGUCUUUAAAUCUGUUUUGUAUAAUGGGUGAUACCCAAAAAGAUAUAGAAAUUCCUUCAUUUUUUGUAUGCCCGAUUUCUUUAGAAAUCAUGAAGGACCCUGUAACACUCUCUACAGGGAUUACAUAUGAUCGAGAUGCCAUUGAGAAAUGGUUGUACACUUCAAAGAAUGGAACUUGUCCCUUAACCAAACAAGUCCUUACCGAUGUAGAGCUUACUCCCAACCACACCCUUCGCCGAUUGAUCCAAUCUUGGUGCACCAUUAAUGCGCCAUUUGGCAUCGAAAGAUUCCCCACGCCACGCCUUCCGGUCUCCAAAUCGCAAAUCUUGAAGCUUCUACAAGAUUCAAAGUCUCCAAGUUUGCAGAUGAAGUCUCUGAAGAGAUUAAAAACUAUUGUUUUGGAGAGUGAUAUGAACAAACGAUCAAUGGAAGCAGUUGGAGCAGCUGAUUACCUAUCUUACAUCAUAAGGAACCCAAGUAGUAAUUUGACGUCAUCAUCACCGGCGGGAGAAGUUUCCGGCGUUGAUGGAUUUGGUAAUUUGCUGACGGCAGUCGAUGAAGCUGUCAGCAUCCUUUACCACCUUCAUUUGUCACAAGCCGGCCUUAAGUCGUUGUUUGGAAAGACUGAAGAGUUUGUUGAGGCAUUGAUUCACGUGAUGCAACGAGCCGCCAAUUACGAGUCGCGCACUUACGCCGUAUUAUUGCUGAAAUCGAUGUUUGAAGUGGCGGAGCCAAUUCAAGUGAUGUCGUUAAAGACCCACGUCUUCAUCGAGCUUACACAAAUCUUGGCCCAUAAAAUUUCCGAAAAAGCCACGAAAGCUGCACUGAAAAUACUCAUCGGAGUUUGUCCAUGGGGAAGGAAUAGGAUAAAGGCGGUGGAGGCCGGUGCAGUUUCCGUACUAAUCGACACCCUCCUCGACUCUACCGAAAAGAGGGUUUCGGAGAUGGUGUUAAUACUGUUAGAGCAGCUUUGCAAGUCUGCCGAUGGCCGUGCCGAGCUGUUGAAACAUGGUGCAGGAUUAGCAGUUGUUUCCAAGAAAAUCUUCCGUGUUUCAGAGGCGGCAAGCGGGAGGGCGGUGAGAAUACUGCAUUCUGUGGCGAUGUUUUCCGGCAACACGAGUGUGAUACAAGAGAUGCUGCAGUUGGGGGUGGCGAGGAAACUCUUCUUGGUGGUGCAAUCAAGUUGUGGUGGCAAGACCAGUGAGAAAGCUAUGGAGAUUCUUAAGAUGCAUGCUAAGGCUUGGAAGAAUUCAUCUUGUAUGCCCUAUCACUUGAAUUCUUGGUAUCCAUCUUAAUUGUUAGCAUACUUGUGCAGGAAUUGUACGGUUUCAAUUGUAUAAUAGUUUUAAAAAAGAACAGUUACAAAAAUUAAGUACCGGUUUGAAAUCAUGCGGUACAAAAAGAUGAAUUUGUCCUUCACAUUCAUUGUUCUUGGAUCAUGUUUUUGAAGAUUCGGCACCUAAACAGGUGCAAUUUUAGCUUAAUUAUGGUCCAUCGUGCAUUGAUUCAC